Molecule: messenger RNA, 1740 nt
Organism: Penicillium subrubescens
Lineage: Eukaryota; Fungi; Ascomycota; Eurotiomycetes; Eurotiales; Aspergillaceae
Exons: 2
Coding region: 1-1740 (579 amino acids)
Source: RefSeq, a predicted model, not a curated record
AUGGGCAACAAGAAGACAGCCAAAAAGAAAAGCCACAAGAAAAAGUUGCGCACCCCCGCGCGCCCCUCCCCUCCCCCCUCUGACCAUGUAGAGGAGCCUCCUGAAGCCGACGAAGAAAUUCUGACACACGAAGAAUUUAUGGAGCGCAUUCGAAGCAUUCGAAAGGCUCGCGCCGAAGCGGCUGGCUUGGACCUGCCGCCCAUUGGACAGCCGAUCCCUACCGGUACCAGAGAGGGACACUUGCGUCGAGUCAAAGAAGACCGUGAGAGACGCGUUCAAGGUCUUGAGCCUCUGCCUCGCGAAUCCUAUCACCCAGGCCCGGUCUUCAGAAUCAGUGGCCAGGAUGAUGCACCCAAAGUCGACAAGCCAGCAAGCCAGGAGUCUGCUAAGGUCUCUGCAUCUAAUGUCGAACAUGAAGCCCCUGGCAGAGCCAAUGCGAACCUCGAAGCCAGUGACACCCUCCUGAACCCGGUCCACAGCAGCAACAUGGCGGACAUGGUAGGUGAAGCACAAAAGGACUCAACGGAUGCCAACAAAUCGGACCUUGCAUAUCGAUCCAACCUUGACUUCUCGGACACCGACAGUGAGGUCAUUGCCGAGUCAACUGUUCCUGUUCCUGAAUGGGAUGACCUUCUCCCGUCACUCAAAGCGGAGAUCGCAGACAAUCUUCUGGAGAAUGAUGAAUGGAAGGAUGCCGCACAAAAGCUCGGCCUCACUCAGAAGCAGCGGAGAACGGCUAAAAUGUGGGCAAAAAGAUACCAGCAAACUCUUGUGCGAGAGGAUAGAGAAAUGGAAACAAUGAGAGACAAGCAGCGCAACUAUCUGCUGAGCGUGGAUCACAGCCAGAUCGAAGAUGAUCAGGCCGAGCGCGUCCUAGCCGAAAUUGCUUCCAAAUCGCAGCAGAAAAUCCUCGAGCACCCAGAUCGAAACCUUAAAAAGUGCAAGACCAGCGAUCUGUGCAAAGCCUGGCGUUUCCUGAAGGAGCAUGGGCUACCCCUGGAGUUGGCCGGGGACUGGAGUAACGGCGUUGAAGAGAUUCGUCCUUUUGAAAAUCCUCGGACCAAGCGUGUGAGAUGGACCGAUCGUCUGACUACUACCGAGGAGCUUCCGCCCAUGCCAAUGGAGGCCGGCCCAGCAACACAGCCAUCGUUGACCGAGAAGACAGUCUCUCUCGACAGUUUCAGUCAGGGAGGUUCAAUCGCUCCGCCUGCUCCGGUGCGGCAUCCGAUUGAGAACAUGGAGGGGCAUUGGGAUGAGUGGGAGCGGCUAUUCACUCAACCCGAUGAGAACCGGGCUCACCUUGCCCGUGAGAGAAGAUUGCGGCUUGCCCACGGCGCAGAAGGCGCGGCCGAUAUCAUGGCCAACGAGAAUGGGCCCGCGCUACCAGAGCCUCUGGUUGCCCAAUUCCGCUAUAACCAGCGGAUUGAGCUGGCCAAGCGCGAGGCCGAGGAGCUUGCUGCGGCCGCAGACAUUCUUCCCCCCACGGGCCAGGACAUCGCGGAGGGAACGUGGGAGGAAAAGAUGGAGGCUCGCUAUCAAAAGCUGGCCAACGACUGCGAAAAGCUUUUCCUCAGCCACGAUUCCCGUCCGGAUGUCGAGUAUGAGGAGAAUUCAGAGCUUGAUGAGGAGGCUCUGGAUAAGUUGCUGGAGGAGGCUAGCCGGUUCAACGAGGAGUACCGGGGCGUCGCGAAGUCCGGGUCUUCCUCACGGCCUAAGGGCUUCGAUGUGAACAUGGAGUGA